Messenger RNA from Lingula anatina, 1354 nucleotides. RefSeq lists its product as uncharacterized. NCBI's taxonomy places the organism in Eukaryota, Metazoa, Brachiopoda, Lingulata, Lingulida, Lingulidae. The record is from RefSeq and is a predicted model, not a curated record.
UCUAUCAAGGCUACAGUCCUGACCCCAAUUCCAAAGCAGACGAGACCUUCACAUCUGCAGUACAGUGAUCAGAGUUUACAGCAAGGACAAACCAAAUACCCUUGUACCUGCGUGACAGUCAGGAUGGAGGGAGGUCAACCCGGCAAGUCGACACAUGUUGUGUCUUAAAUCUGUACUUGAGGCAUUAUCUACCUGUCUGGUUAUGAAGUGAUGUUUGUCUAAGUAAUCAAUAUAGAUACACGGACAAUUUCGAAGUCACUUCAAAGAUGAAAGAAGAUUAUGACCGAUUAGGAUAUGUGAUUAUUCGAAAUCUUUUGGACCAAGAGGAACUGGAUCUUUUGAAGAAAACGUUGGAGGACAAUGAUGGAAUCACAAAACAUGCAUAUGAGCUUAGUGAUGGGAUAGACAGAAAGAGUAAAAUGGCUCUGUGGAUGAGACCCGGAAAUGACGUAACAGGUCUUUUAGCAAGAUCAGAGAAAGUAGCAAAGACGGCUGAAAUGCUGAUGGGUCACGGAGAGGUGUACCACUGGCAUGCCAAGUUGAUGAUGAAGGAAGCAAGAACUGGAGGAAGGUUUCUGUGGCACCAAGACUUCGGUUAUUGGUACCAAGAUGGUGUUUUGUUUCCAGACCACUUGUCCACUGCCUUCAUUGCCUACGACAAAACAAACAAAGAGAACGGCUGUCUUCAGAUCCUGCAAGGCUCUCACAGGGCAGGUCGUAUCGACCACGUGUUGACAGGUGGACAGACGGGGGCGAAUGUAGAAAGAGUGGAACAACUGAUGAAGCAUUGUCCACUAGUGUAUGUGGAAUUGAAUCCUGGUGAUUGUCUUUUCUUCCACUCCAACCUCGUUCACCGCAGUGACAAGAAUGACAGUGACCACAGGCGCUGGGCACUGUUGGUCGCUUACAACACCAAAAAGAACAACCCUGUCACUAAAACCUUCCUCCCUGAAUAUUUUCCUCUUGACAUGGUGGCCAACUCUGCUGUAAGGGAGUGUACUAAUUUCACUGACAUGGCUGGCAAAGAGUUUCUGGAUCCCAGGAACGACCACACUGUCAACGUGGAUGCCAAGUAAUUACUUCAACCAGGGUGGUGCACUGCAGAGAGAUCCAUUUAAAUGUAGAAGGGAUGAGAUAUUUACAUAUUUAUAGGCCUUUAUACAUCAGUGAUAAAUUAAGUCAAAGAAAAAAAAAUCAAGAAUGCAUCAGAUUUCAAGUUCACAGAGAUUCUGUAGUGAACCUUGGACAUUUAAAACAUCUUAUCAGUCAAAUUAUUUAAUAUAGUAUAAUAUUCUGGAGAGAAAAUUCAGAAAUUCAUGGCCCAUUCUUUAGUUUUAAUACUAAUGUCCUUCAU